This is a messenger RNA of Penicillium mononematosum, 189 nucleotides long. RefSeq lists its product as uncharacterized. Bases 1 to 189 code for a protein of 62 amino acids. NCBI's taxonomy places the organism in Eukaryota, Fungi, Ascomycota, Eurotiomycetes, Eurotiales, Aspergillaceae. The record is from RefSeq and is a predicted model, not a curated record. The transcript has a single exon.
AUGGCUCCCCGCAAAAGUGACCGAGUUCCGGAUGCAUUUGAAGCCAUCGGUUCGUCGGCCAACCCUAACCGCACCUCUAGGGAAGGACAGGAGCUUCCUACCGACGUGGUGAAAUACCUACGUUUCACAAAUGUCCCACCAGCCAUUGCAGAAAGGACCUUUCAUGCUAGGACUUCAAGUACCAACUAG